Messenger RNA from Cooperia oncophora, 234 nucleotides. NCBI's taxonomy places the organism in Eukaryota, Metazoa, Nematoda, Chromadorea, Rhabditida, Trichostrongylidae. The record is from the annotation of a GenBank genome assembly.
AUGCUAGAAAGAAAUUCUGACUAUGUGGGAGGAUACCUCGGAAUGCCUCAUAGAACCCUUCGCACUGUGGAACGUCUCGAUCCUGCAAAAGCAGACGCUGUAUGGGAGUAUGUCGCUCCCAUGAAAACUCCAAGAAGUGGAUUCGGUGUUGCAGUGCUCGACAACUUGCUUUAUGCUGUUGGUGGCUAUGAUGGAAAAAACCUUUUGAGCAGUGUUGAGAGGACAGAAUUCUGA